Messenger RNA from Pseudomyrmex gracilis, 1623 nucleotides. Its product is annotated as alcohol dehydrogenase [NADP(+)] A. The record is from RefSeq and is a predicted model, not a curated record. Bases 219 to 1190 code for a protein of 323 amino acids. The transcript has 4 exons. Lineage: Eukaryota; Metazoa; Arthropoda; Insecta; Hymenoptera; Formicidae. Gene Ontology annotation, cellular component: cytosol. Gene Ontology annotation, molecular function: aldose reductase (NADPH) activity.
UUGGUUUUGCAUGUUGUUUUUCUUAUCUUAAAUUUAAUAUUACACAACGUUGAGAAACGUUCUACAUGAUUCUUCAUUACAUUCAACGAGAUGUAUACACUGUUGACAAGAGUGGGGCAAGAAGACGUAUAAAUAGACCUUCUUGGUAGACCUUUCAUGAAAGUUUGUGCGACGCGCGCUGUAUUGAAAUACGCUUCAUAACUACAUACAUCAGGAAUAUGGCACUACAUUCUAGUAUAAUUAUGUCACAAGGACAAAAAAUGCCUAUUCUAGGAUUCGGAACAUGGAAUGCUAAAGAGGACGAUCUAGAAGAAGCUUUGAAUGCAGCUUUAGAAGCCGGAUACAGACACAUUGACACAGCUGCGGCUUAUGAAAAUGAGCAUAUCAUUGGUAAUGUCUUGAAAAAGUGGCUCGAUUCUGAUAAAAUCAAACGAUCCGAUUUGUUUAUUACGACAAAGUUGCCGCCCAGCGGCAACAGACCGGAAGACGUCGAAAGAUGGCUCAAAAGAUCGCUGUCCCUGUUGCAACUCGAUUACGUUGAUCUUUAUCUUGUACACACCCCUUUUACAUUUGAAGCUGACGGAGACGCUAUAGUAACAUUUAACGAAAAAGGAGAAGUAAAACUCGAUCUGACAACGGAUCACAUAAAAGUAUGGUCGAUGAUGGAAAAACAAGUGCUCGAAGGACGCGCCAAAGCAAUUGGAUUGUCCAACUUCAACAUUGCGCAGAUAAAACGAAUUCUGAAUGUUGCUAAAGUACCUGUUUCAAAUUUGCAGGUUGAACUGCACUUGUACUUUCAACAAAAAGAAUUAGUGAAGUUUUGUCAAGAUAACAAUAUCAGCGUAACGGCAUAUUCUUCUUUGGGUACACGUGGAUAUGUUCAAAAUAUGAAAAAGACAGAUUCUGUGGCAGAUUUGCUGCAAGAUCCCACUGUGUUGGAGAUCGCGAAAAAAUAUAAUAAAACACCGGCUCAAGUAGCGCUGAAACACAUUGUUCAAAUGGGUAUAGCAGUUAUACCAAAGAGCGUAAAUCCAAAAAGAAUUAAAGAGAACGCACAACUAUUUGAUUGGGAACUUGAAUCUCAAGAUGUUAACAAAUUGAUUAAUCUUGACAAGGGAAAAUCUGGACGUAUACUUGAUUUCAAAAUGUUCAAAAAUAUCGCAAACCAUCCAGAAUAUUCAUUUUCUUAAGAUUGUUGAUUUCUUAUUAUUUUCUUUUUCAUUCUCACAUUCCACGUUUCUAGUUUUCUAGAUUUCUUGAUUUUAUAAAUUCUUUGUUUUGUUUGAUUUCAAUUCUUCGCUUUCUGUACGUGUAUUUCUGCUGUUGGUGUGCAUAUUCUUCUACAUUGCAAUACUUCAAUAUAUGUUAUAGCUUUUGUUCUUAUCAAAAUUAUAAAGCAACAAUAUGUAUAAUUGUAGAUACAUGUAAAAUAAUAUGAAAUACAGAAAUACAAUAUAUAAUAAAAAUAUCUAAAAUAUUUUUAAUAUAUUAUUUUAACAUCUCCCGAUUUAAAUCAUUAGAAAAGAUUGUUUAUUUUUGAGAACACCAUUUGGUCGUUCAAUAUAUGUAUAUGUAAAAGUAUGUAUGCAGAGAAAGUCAAGCAAAUAAAGAUUAUCCAAAGUA